Papilio xuthus (Asian swallowtail) is the source of this 1524-nucleotide messenger RNA. Its product is annotated as Golgi-associated PDZ and coiled-coil motif-containing protein-like. Gene Ontology annotation, cellular component: membrane; Golgi apparatus; trans-Golgi network transport vesicle. The transcript is spliced from 13 exons. Gene Ontology annotation, biological process: negative regulation of protein localization to cell surface. The coding region runs from base 13 to 1524 and encodes 503 amino acids. NCBI's taxonomy places the organism in Eukaryota, Metazoa, Arthropoda, Insecta, Lepidoptera, Papilionidae. Gene Ontology annotation, molecular function: transmembrane transporter binding. The record is from RefSeq and is a predicted model, not a curated record.
UUUAUUGUGAAGAUGGCGACGACCGGAGUUGGUUUUCGUUGGCUAGAUAUUUUGGAAAAGGAGUUUGACAAAGCAUGUGUCGAACUAGAUACCUCAGUAGCGGAUUUGGAAACGGAAGAGCCGGAUGUGGCAUUCGCCGCGCGUCAGAAAAUUGCAACCCUCAGCUCAUGCUUUGCUCAACUGACUCACAAAGCUCUCACUAUAUUUCAGAACAGUGCCAAACUAGAGGCAGAGCUCGUGGAUAUGAGAGCAGAGUUAGUGCAAGCCCGGGCGGCUGUCGCGGCUCGCAAGGAUAGUGUCGAGGGGAUGGCUGUUGGUAUUGGCGAGGUGGGGGAGGCAAGGCGCGCUCGGGCGGAGGCGGCGCAGCUGGCCAGGGAGAACGCCGCGCUCCGGGACACCGUGCUCGCCCUGCAUUCAGAACUCUUUGGAGCCAGAUUGGCUACAAAGUAUUUGGACAAGGAGUUGGCGGGCAGGAUACAGCAGUUGCAGCUGCUCGGCAGGGACAUGCGCUCUGAAGUUAGAGACUCGCUUUGGGCACAGGUGGAGGCAGAGAUCUUGCUGCAGCGGCACAAGACGCUGGUGCGCGUCUGCCGCGGCCUGUCCCCGCGCCCGCCUCGGCCGCGCGCUCCCGCCGCACGACCCCGCACCGUGCGUGUGCGUCGCUCACCGCAUCUUGGACUGGGAAUAUCUGUCACUGGUGGUCGCGAGCACGGCGUGCCUAUCUUGAUCUCAGAGCUGGAGGCGGGCGGGCCGGCCGCACUCACUGGCGAGCUGUACGUCGGCGACGCCAUCCUCGCCAUCAACGACCUCGACCUUACACAGGCAUGUCACAAGGAGGCGGUGCAGGCGUUGCAAAGCGUGAAGGGCGACUGCGCGCUCUGUGUACAGUUCAUAGCUACAGAUGACGACGACCGCCUUUCUGAAGAUAACUACAGGUUCCCGCUGUACCCCGAGGACGGGGAGGUGUUCUGCGAGGAAGGGGACGGCUCCGGCGCCACGCCCACCGCCCCUCGCACACCUGACUAUAACAAUAGGGCGGAGUCAGUGGCAGGGUCGGGCAGCGAGUGCGGGUCGGAGCGGUGCGGGGCGGUGCGGGGAGCGCGGCGGGCAGACUACGCCGUCGACUACAGCGCUCUCAACAACAACCUCGCCAUACUCGACAUGGACGACGACAACAUUAAGAUCGAAACCAGGCUAGAGAUGGUGAGACUAGAGAGUGAGAACGUCGGUGAGCGACGUCGGGGUCCGUACCAGGCGGUGUCGGGGGCGUCCCCCGGUGUGUCCCCGCCCUCAUCUCCGCCCCGCGUGCGCGCCUCCCGCACUGCCUCUUCACCCCCCCCCGCCACACCUCUCUCCACGCCGGUGCACACAAGGCGACCCUCUCUCAAAAAGAGACGCAAGCCACAGGACUAUAUCCAGGACUGGCGGACGAAGGGGACUUACCGCGCGGUGGCCGGAGACGCACACUCGUCGGACGAGCCCCACGUGACCGCCGAGCCCCGUCACUCGACCCCGCGCCGCUAA